This is a messenger RNA of Podospora pseudopauciseta, 1725 nucleotides long. RefSeq names its product anthranilate synthase component 1. Gene Ontology annotation, biological process: L-tryptophan biosynthetic process. The coding region runs from base 1 to 1725 and encodes 574 amino acids. The record is from RefSeq and is a predicted model, not a curated record. The transcript has 3 exons. NCBI's taxonomy places the organism in Eukaryota, Fungi, Ascomycota, Sordariomycetes, Sordariales, Podosporaceae.
AUGGCUUCCACCGCGAAACUCGACAUCCGGCCAUCCGCCGAAGAGGCCCGCUCUGUUUUUGAGCAGGCCCGCCAAGCCAGUCCACGGCCAACCCUCCUUCCCGUUUGCUACUCAGUUCCCUCGGACCUGUUGACGCCAUCUGCCAUCUACCUCAAGCUCUCCAACGGUGCCACCACUGAGUAUUCAUUCCUUCUCGAGAGCGCCACCGGUAGCACUGGGACGAUUGGCCGUUAUAGUUUCAUCGGUGCCAAUCCCAGAAAAGUGCUGGCCACCGGCCCCGGAUAUGAAGAUGUCGGCGACCCCCUCCGUGCUCUUGAGAGUACUCUCGGUCAGGACCGUGUUCUCAGCAUCCCAUCACUGAGACUCCCCAGUCUGACCGGAGGUGCUGUCGGGUACUUGUCCUAUGACUGCAUCAGGUACUUUGAGCCCAAGACGGCCAGAGUUCUCAAGGACAACCUACAGAUCCCCGAGGCGCUCUUUAUGCUUUUCGACACCAUCGUCGCCUUUGACCACUUUUACCAGACCGUUACCAUUGUGACUCACAUGAGACUACCAGAAACCGUCGGGGAUGAGUUCCAAGCUGCCUACGACGAGGCCGCUGCCACAAUCAAGUCCACUCUCGACCUUAUUCAACAGAACGAGAUUCCUCUUCCACCCGCGACACCCAGCAAGCCGGCCUCGGAGCAGCAAUAUUCAUCAAACGUUGGCCGUCAUGGCUAUGAGACCUUUGUCACUGAGCUCAAAAAGCACAUCAUCAAAGGCGACAUCAUUCAGGCUGUCCCAUCACAACGCUUUUCCCGAAGCACCAGCCUGCAUCCAUUCAACAUCUAUCGCACAUUGCGGUCCCUGAACCCAUCCCCCUAUCUCUUCUUCCUGUCUUGCUCCGACUUCCACAUUAUCGGCGCUUCACCAGAAUGUCUUAUGAAGACAGACGGCUACGCUGACCUUCCUGAAGACGAAAGAUUUGGCUACUCUGCGCAAGACGCCCUUUCCCGCCCGAAGAUUGUCAACCAUGCCAUCGCAGGCACCAUCAAGCGCGGCGCCAACCCCGCCGAGGAUGAUGAACUUGCCGCCAUUCUCCAAAAUAGCACCAAGGAUCGCGCCGAACACGUCAUGCUUGUUGAUUUGGCCCGCAACGACGUCAACCGCGUUUGCCACCCCUCUACUGUCAAGGUUGACCGCCUCAUGCGCAUUGACCGUUUCUCUCAUGUUCAGCAUCUGACGUCAGAGGUAUCGGGACUGCUGAGGCCAGAAUGCACACGCUGGGAUGCCAUGCGCAGCAUCUUCCCCGCUGGCACUGUCUCUGGCGCUCCCAAGAUCAAGGCUAUGGAGCUGAUCUACGACUUGGAGAAGGAGAAGAGAGGCAUUUACGCCGGCGCUACCGGAUGGUUCGCCUACGAUGUAGUCCGUUCCCUGGGAGAGGGCAAGGGGUUUAAGCUGGAUGAGGGGCAGAUGGAUACUUGCAUUGCCAUCCGUACCAUGCUUGUCAAGAAGGGUGUCGCCUAUCUCCAGGCCGGUGGCGGUAUUGUCUUUGACAGCGAAAAGACCGAGGAGUGGAUGGAAACUAUGAACAAGUUGGCGGCUAACCUCAGGUGUAUCGAGCAGGCUGAGAAGUACUAUGGUGAUGGAGCCGGCACGAAGUCGGUUCAGGACAUCAUCGACGACGAGAGGAGAAAGGGAGAUGAGUAUUACUCCAGCCUUCAAACCACCAGCGCUGGGGCUUAA